AUGGAUGACCCGACCACGAUGACAGUCAAUACUAGUGUAUCACACAAAUCUCAACCUACCCUCCUUUCCGACGACGAAGAAGAGGAGGACAGGGACGCCGCAGAACAACGACCCGGUAGUGUUGUGCCCGGUUCAGAGUAUGUGACCAAGUUGACAUCAAGCGCCGUAAGCUCUCCUGAUUUGGGCGUCCUGGUAAGCCUGCUGGUUACCUCCAUCGGAAUGUUUAAACGCUAG
Messenger RNA from Dibothriocephalus latus, 234 nucleotides. NCBI's taxonomy places the organism in Eukaryota, Metazoa, Platyhelminthes, Cestoda, Diphyllobothriidea, Diphyllobothriidae. The record is from the annotation of a GenBank genome assembly.